Penicillium brevicompactum is the source of this 2349-nucleotide messenger RNA. Its product is annotated as Zn(II)2Cys6 transcription factor domain-containing protein. The record is from RefSeq and is a predicted model, not a curated record. Gene Ontology annotation, molecular function: DNA-binding transcription factor activity, RNA polymerase II-specific; zinc ion binding. Gene Ontology annotation, biological process: regulation of DNA-templated transcription. NCBI's taxonomy places the organism in Eukaryota, Fungi, Ascomycota, Eurotiomycetes, Eurotiales, Aspergillaceae. The transcript is spliced from 5 exons. The coding region runs from base 1 to 2349 and encodes 782 amino acids.
AUGGACUGUGGAAGUACCGGGACCGCUGCGGGGAUCGACCCCAAAAUCUUAGACAAUUGGCAAACUGAAGGCGCCUAUUCCGUGGCGUCGUGGGAACAGCUGGGCUACGAUCAACCGCCCGAGUGGGACACCAGCCAGGAAUCAAGCCAGUGCGAUGCUGACAUCGCCGACUUGGGGACCUUCCAGGGUCCAUUGAACGAAUACCGUCGUUUGGAGAGGAAGCAUCAUGUAGCUCCCGAUAACCUGAACUAUGUCGAUGGUGUCGUCGAAGGUACUGGGAGCGGCACGAUCAGCCCCAAGACCAUCCCAUCCUCCGCCGACGACAACUUCCACUCCGACGAGGCGUGGCCGCACUUCCAGCUGUACAACUCGGGGGGCAUGCCCAUGGAUGCCUCGCUGCUUUACCCUUACGCGAAAGGAUCGAACCACUCGACCGGCGCCGUGAUCGUUGAUGAUGUUGGAGAGAUGCCGCAUGGCGGCUUCUCGGAUGCCCCGGCAGAGGGCAUCUUGUCGUUCCAGCAGAUUCCUCAGUCUUUCCCGAUGAUCCCUGAGCAAUGGGCCGAACUACAACAUGGCUUACCCACAGAGAACAUGCCUCCACCAGACGCGAUACCGAUCUCCAACAAGACACAGGACUCCUCCAAGAAUAAUUCGCUGCACCAGUUCCAGAACUCGAUUCGAUCCCUCGAAUCGCGUUGGCUCAACAGUCUCGAGUCCCAACUUCCCAUCCCGCAAAUCACCUCGCAGACCGUUGGGAGGAACGCGCCGAUGGGACAGGAGUUCCAGUUCAAGUCGGAGAACUCUUCGGUUUCGGGCGAUAUGUCCGGUAUAUACGAGUGCUCGUACUCUGCCACGAGCGACGACGCCCCGGCGUUCGCGGAUCGCCAGUUAUCUGACGAUGACACCCAGUGGAAGAUGUCUCCCCACGAGCCUAGCUCGCGCGAAGGGUCGCAGCCUGCGCCCAAGACUACCGCAUUCAUGGUGAGUGAGGUUCCUGAGACGAUGGCGGCUGCUGGAUCCAGAUCGAGGGCUUCCUCGACGGCUGGUCGGGGCGGCCGCCCGGCAGCGCUCGCCAUGCAGUCCACGGCCACGGUUAGGAAGCGCAAGACCAGAAACCCUGGUUCUUCGGUCGACCACGGUGUGAGACCACUGCAAAUUGUCCAGGAAGAUGGACAAGGUGGCUCCAUCGCAUCCGCAGACUUCGUCUCGCCUCCUCGGGGUGCCCGUCGAAAGGGCCCCCUGAGUAUGGUUGGGCGAGCCAAUGCAGGUCUGCGCCGAAAGAACAAGGAUACUUGUGUUCAGUGUAGGCUUAACAAGCGCAAGUGUGACGGAAGCUCUCCGUGUGACGCUUGUCGCCCGACACUUCACGAGCAACCAUGUGCCCGUGCAUGCUUCUCCAGCAUUGUUGAGUUUGGUACCUGCAACUAUAUCUCUCAACGCGCUGUUAACCAUCCCACGAUGGACGGUACCAACCGAGUUCGUAUGGAGAUUCCAUCCGAAUUUGACCUCAGCCAACUGUUGUCAUUGCUCUCCGAGCGCCAGGGGCGGUUCAACAUCCGCGCCAGUCAGGCCUGGGGCUCUCUUUACGUUCUUGAUUUGGGAGAGACCUACAAGUUCCUCAAGAACCUCAGUGACUACAACGGCAACUCUAAGUCAACAUUCAUAGAAUUCAUUGAUCGUCGAAUCGUCGACUCAAAGGACAAGUCUAAGAACUGGCUUUCCUGUCUUGCCGAUUGUGACCCAAUGAACCAAGCCUACACUCUCCUCUCACAGUGGAACAACAUGCCCAGUCGAGCCAAGUACAGCUUUGUCAGCCUAGACGACACCCCGGACCGAACAAUGGACAUCAACAAUCCUUCGGACCGUCGAGAAAUCCUUCUCGCAGCCCAACUCUCCCGAAUCUUCUGCCGCAUGCUCGAAGUCGAAGGCUUCCGCAAACUCGAGCGCGACUUCUACAACAUCAAGUGGAAGCAGAUCUCCCACGACACCCACCUCCGCUUCCUGAACGAACUCGGUCACAUCCUGCUUACGCUCCGCUGGCGCGUAAGCUGGUGGAAGCGUCUCGGCGACGGUGGCCAAUCCCCCGACCCGUCACAGCAGCACUACAUCGACCGUGUGGAGUUGCUCUGUCGCAUUCUGUACGUCUACUAUACCUGUGUACUGGCAAAACUCCCCUCUUGGAGUGCUGCGGACGUGCCAAAGGGUAAAUGGAGUACAUAUGCGGACGCGGAGACCGUGUGGGAUGAUUUCCCAUCCGAUUCCAGCGACGGAGGUUUCCAAGGGUGGAUGGACAGGGGACAAGAGCUCAUUGAGGCAGGAGGUGUUCCUGGGCGAGUUUCGAAGUUCUAG